GCUCUUCUGUGCACUCUGCCUAUCCAUGACUGUUGGUGGUCUUACCCAGAAGGGGCUCAAGGAAACUUUGCUGCAGAAACUACAGCUCUCUGAGGUCCCUAAACUUCAGAAGAGAGAUGUAAUGAAUCUGGUUAUCCCAGAGCACAUAAGGAACAAAUACAUCUCCAUGCUGAGGCAUCACAGAGUGAAGAGAAGAGCUUUGCCAAGUUUGGCUGGCAUCCUGAGAGGGAUUCCUGGCAAUGCAGAAGUUCUCUAUUCAGACACCACACGCCAAAAUCUGGUCUUUGACAUGGAGGGGAGGAUACCUGAAAAUAGUGAGGUCACAAUGGCUGAGCUGAAACUUUUCAAAAAGCCCCUGAACAGAACAAACAUCCCUUAUAAGCAAUCUCACAGGCCAGUCACCAAUGCCAGAGUCAGUGUUUAUUGGGUUCAAUGCCAAGCUGAUGGCACCAACCGAACUUCGUUGAUUGAUUCCAGGUUGGUUCCAAUAAUGGAGUCUGGCUGGAGGAAUUUUGAUGUGACCCAAGCAGUACAUUAUUGGCUAAAAACUGAGAGGCGGGGACCGAUGCUACUAGAGAUUUGGAUUGAAGGAGAAAGGCUAGGCAGCUAUGCCUCAGAAAUGGCCAAAGUUGUGCGUUUUACCUCUCAGGACCCUUUGGAUAAAGCCAUGGGCAAACCUGAACUGGUGCUUUAUACCCUCAACCUGGAAGAAUACGGAGGGCCUGGAGACUGUAAGGAGGACACCCCGAAGAAGAAGUCAACUUGUUGUCGGCAGGAACACUAUAUCAACUUCCGAGAGCUGACCUGGACUCAGUACUGGAUUAUUGAGCCGGCAGGAUACCAGGCCUAUCACUGUAUGGGUGGCUGCAUGCAGCCCAGGAACUUGCUACGUCGAUUCGGCUAUGGGGAGAGAACUUGUGCCAUUGUGGAGAGCUCCCCACUUCCCAUGAUGUAUCUUGUCAAGAAGGGAAACUACACAGAAAUUGAAGUGGCUGAGUUUCCUAACAUGAUCAUAGAGAAGUGUGGCUGUGUUAUGGACAAUAUAGCAGUGGUGUAGAGUAAGCAUAUACACCCAGGACCAUACUGCUGCACAGGGAAAGAGGCCACAACAAGUCCUUUCCUUGCUUUCCAGGCCAAUUCAGAGGCAGUCAUAAUCCUAAUGUGUGCUUUCUCUGGGUGCAAGGUGCAGGCAGAUGCUGCCAUCCACAGCAUAUACUCCAGAAAGAGGGCAUAGAUGCAGCAAAGCCUCUCCUUUGAUGCCAGCUGCAUCCUUUGAAAUAACCCCAAAUAAUUUGAGAUAAGUUGCUGGAACUGCAUUUGUUCCUCUUCAGGAAUUCUGCUUGCCUGUGGGUGCAUCUACAUGUGCUAUUCAUGCUUUUUGGCUUUACUGUGCAGUAAAUUUACCUGCACAUGCAGUAGACUAAUUUACUGCACAGUAAAUGCCUGCACAUGUAGAUGGUGAUGCUUUACUGUGCAGUAGAUUAGUCUACUGUGUAGUAAAGUGUCUUGUGUAGAAAUGGUCUAUGUCUUCUGCACAGAGUACCCCUGUAGACAUUGCCCCAGCAUUACGCCCCUCCAUGCCCACCAUCAUUAAUGAAGCAGAUGUGGACAGAGGAAUGCUGCAUGUUUACUAUAUGCACAUGUACAUGCAGGUAGUGUGUGUGUGUGUGUGUGUGUGUGUAUAGAAAUAUGUACAUAAUACAUGUAUACGCAUGUAUGUAUUUUGUUUUCAUGUAUAUUUUCUAAAUAUGGAGCCUGAUUUUAUGCCAGUGUAACUCCACUAACUUCAGUGAAGUUACUCCUGAUUUGUAUCAGUGUAAAAAGCAGUCGAAUUUAAACCCAUAAUGGAACACCUGCAGUUGAAAAAAGGAAAUGACAGUGACAAUUUCCAGCUAAAGUAGUAUCUUGCCAAGUAGUUUUAGCUAUGUGUGGAAAUCUGGUGCUCACCAAUUUUGUCCAUGUCAGUCCUGAACAUCCAAGCACAGUUAUUUUGAAUCACAGACUGGAAGCACUUACGUGUAUAUACUGUAUAACUUGAAGGUGUAUAUUUCUGACCCAGCCCAGCCCAGCCCCUGGCUUGUUUACUUUUCAUUCCAUCCAGGAAGAGCACGCAGCAACUGCUGCAGCGUCCUUAGCCUGACGAAGGGUUUUUGAACCUGAAAGCUUGCUUAAUAACUAUUCUCCAACCAUUUGGGUUGGUCUAAUAAAAGAUAUCAAAUUCACCCAAGGAACCUUGUCCGCCUAUUUCUGACCUUGUGUCAUCAGCCAAGUACAACUUCAGCCUGCAGGCUAAUAUACAUAGUUACAGGUUCUGAUCCUUCAGUCCUGAGGUCAGUGCAAAUGCUGGGAAAAAGGAUUACUCUCACAGUAAGGAUUUUCAGGAUCAGACCUUUAUUUUUUCAGAUGUAAAUUACAGCCAUUCCAAUGUAGGGAUA
This is a messenger RNA of Alligator mississippiensis (American alligator), 2435 nucleotides long. RefSeq names its product left-right determination factor 1. The record is from RefSeq and is a predicted model, not a curated record. The coding region runs from base 26 to 1057 and encodes 343 amino acids. NCBI's taxonomy places the organism in Eukaryota, Metazoa, Chordata, Crocodylia, Alligatoridae. Gene Ontology annotation, biological process: BMP signaling pathway; SMAD protein signal transduction. Gene Ontology annotation, molecular function: growth factor activity; transforming growth factor beta receptor binding; cytokine activity. The transcript has 4 exons. Gene Ontology annotation, cellular component: extracellular region.